Colossoma macropomum (tambaqui) is the source of this 1430-nucleotide messenger RNA. RefSeq names its product delta(3,5)-Delta(2,4)-dienoyl-CoA isomerase, mitochondrial-like. Gene Ontology annotation, cellular component: mitochondrion. Gene Ontology annotation, molecular function: delta(3,5)-delta(2,4)-dienoyl-CoA isomerase activity. The record is from RefSeq and is a predicted model, not a curated record. The coding region runs from base 185 to 1111 and encodes 308 amino acids. Lineage: Eukaryota; Metazoa; Chordata; Actinopteri; Characiformes; Serrasalmidae. The transcript is spliced from 10 exons.
UCCCUGAUUUCAAGAUCAGCCUCUCUCGCUCAGUAUUUCAAGCUCUUUCGCCUCCUAAAGGUUCAUUCCGUCCGGUGUUUCCUCGCACGGCUUUUGUUCUUAAUCGGUCGGUCGACUGCCACAGUUAUCCCGAAUCUGCUUUUAUUAUUCUGUUUAUCUCAGAGAGAAAAAGUUACAAAGUGCAAUGAACUCCAUCAUCAGAUCUGCGUUUGUGGGAAGUCGAGGGCUGUGGUGUCCCGCGCUGAUUGCUGUCAGAGCGAUGUCUGCCUCAGGAGGCCCCACCCCACCUUUCACCACCCUGGCAAUCAGCCAACCAGCCACUCAUGUCACCCACGUGGAGCUGCACCGUCCAAAGGAGCGCAACACCAUGAACCGGGCCUUCUGGAGUGAGAUGGUCGACUGCUUUAAUCAGAUCGCUCAAGACCCAGAGUGCCGUGUGGUCAUUUUCUCAGGUGCCGGGAAGCUUUUCACUGCAGGUAUUGACCUUAUGGACAUGGCCGGUGGCCUGCGGCCUGAAGGAGACGACACCGCCAGGAUAUCAUGGAAACUUCGCCAGACCAUUUCCAAAUACCAGGAAACCUUCUCGGUCCUCGAAAAGUGUCCGAAGCCCGUGGUGGCCGCGGUGCACGGAGCGUGUGUUGGAGCAGGAAUGGAUCUGAUCACCGCCUGUGAUAUUCGUCUCUGCACACAGGACGCCUGGUUUCAAGUGAAGGAGGUAGACAUCGGCUUGGCGGCAGAUGUUGGAACUUUGCAGCGUCUUCCAAGAGUGAUCGGCAGUGGAAGCUUGGUGAAUGAAUUGGCUCUCACUGCGAGGAAAAUGAACUCCGAUGAAGCCAAGAGUUCCGGCCUGGUCAGUCGUGUGUUCCCUGAUAAAGAGACCCUGAUGGCGGGAGCAAUGGAGGUCGCAGGAGAGAUCGCAUGCCGGAGCCCCGUUGCUGUCCAAAGCACCAAAAUCAACCUUAUCUUCUCCCGAGACCACAGUGUGAAGGAGGGCCUGGAUUUCGCGGCUACGUGGAACAUGAGCAUGCUGCAGACUGAUGAUCUCAUGAAGUCAGCUCAGGCAGCUUUGGAGAAGAAGAGUCUCAAAGAAGUUCCCUUCUCCAAGCUCUGAGGCGAGAAGAUCCGGUUCAGACGGUCUCUUCAAGUUCAACGAAGGCUUCCUGUUGACUCGGAUCUGAUCCACAAAGUUUCAGCAUCAAGAUUUCUUCAGUUCUUCAUGGCAAUUAUAAUAACACUCUAUUAUUCUAACAAUCCUGAAGCUGGUCUAAACUGUGUUGCCUUAACAUGGACUGAUUAUCAGCUGAUGCUGCAGUGAUGAUUAGAGGAGGAUUUUUUGAGAGGAGAAAUGUCUGCAGCGCAAUUGACCUGAUUACUGUCUGAUGUUUGAUUUUUGCUGUUAAAACAUUAAAAUUUCUGCUUUAAACAUUUAA